Messenger RNA from Arachis stenosperma, 2960 nucleotides. Its product is annotated as G-type lectin S-receptor-like serine/threonine-protein kinase SD2-2. The record is from RefSeq and is a predicted model, not a curated record. Lineage: Eukaryota; Viridiplantae; Streptophyta; Magnoliopsida; Fabales; Fabaceae. Gene Ontology annotation, molecular function: protein serine/threonine kinase activity; ATP binding. The transcript has a single exon. Bases 60 to 2606 code for a protein of 848 amino acids. Gene Ontology annotation, biological process: recognition of pollen; protein phosphorylation.
UUCUCACUGACAAAAACACAAACACCUUCUCUUCACUCUCCCAACCCCCACAAAAAAACAUGCCACUCUGUUACACUCUCUUCUUCUUCUUCUUCUUCCUUCAACACAUUCUAACCUUCACCAUUGCAACCUCUUCCACCACCAUUAUUCUAGAAGGAAGCACCACACUCCGAAGCCCAAACAACACCUUCGAACUCGGAAUCUUCAACUUGCCGUCUUCCAACAACUUCUACCUCGCAAUCCGCUACGCUUCCCUCUCAAAACAAACCCUCAUUUGGGUCGCUAACCGCCGCCAACCCGCCGCGACCCAACCCAAUACCACCCUCCAGCUCACCAACACCACCACCACGUGCCACCUCAGCCUCACUCACCCCCAAACCUCACUCCCUCUAUGGCAAACCCCAACUCCAAAAGCCCCUUCCUUUUCUUCUUGCAAUGUUCAGUUACGGGAAAAUGGAAACUUGGUUCUUCUCUCUUCCGAAAAUGGCACCGUUUUGUGGCAGAGCUUCGACGAACCAACUGACAAGUGGCUUCCGGGUAUGAACUUGACCCGAACCCAAUCUCUUGUUUCGUGGAAAACCGAAACGGACCCUUCGCCGGGGCUUUACUCUCUGCGGCUGAAACCACCGGAUUACGGUGAGCUUGAGCUUGUUUUCAACGGCACCGAUUCGUAUUGGUCCACCGGAAACUGGACCGGUAAUUUUUUCACCGGAAUUCCUGAGAUGACGAAUCCGUACAUUUACCGGUUCCAUUUCGAGGAGCCUUUUACUGCAGCUGCGUCGUUUGGGUUUACAGAGACGACUUCGGAUAGUGGCUUUGUUCCGACGAUGUUCCGUUUGGAGCCUCACGGCCAGGUUCAGCAGUACACGUGGUGGAAGCAGGCUGGUGCGUGGAACAAGUUUUGGUUCAAGCCUGAGGUUUGUCAGGUUCGGGGGCUUUGUGGGAGGUUCGGAGUUUGCAAAGGUCAUGAAAGUUCUGAACUUUGUGUUUGUGUUGAUGGGUUUGGGCCUUCUGAUGAAGUGGGUUGGGGGAAUGGGGAUUACACUAUGGGUUGUGUUCGUAAAAAAAUGGAUUCUUGUGAUAAAAGGGAUGGUUUUCAGGAUAUGGGGUUGGUGAAAUUUGGAUCUGGUAGUGUGAAUUUUUCGAAAGCUAAGUCUAGGAGCUUUUGUGAGAGUAAAUGUUUGGGAUCUUGUGAGUGUGUUGGGUUAACUUUCAGUGAAGGGAGUGGUUUGUGUAAGAACUUUUAUGGGUCAGUGUUUGAUUUUCAGAAUGUGAGUUCUGUUGGUCUUGGUGUUGGUGAUGGUGGUGGUGCGUUGUAUGUGAGGGUGCCAAGAGAUGGGAAUGAGAAGGGUUUGGAUAGUAAGGUUUUGAUUGUUGCUGUCCUUGUUGGGUCGGUGGCAGUUUUGGGUGUUGUGGUGGUGACUUUGUUGGUGUUGGUGAAGAAAAAGAGGAAGAAGGAGUUGGAGGAGGAAGAUAGAUUUAUUCAAAUGUUGAAUUUGAGGAUGUUUUCUUACAAGGAGCUUCAAUUGGCAACAAGGGGUUUUUCGGAGAAAGUUGGGCAUGGUGGAUUUGGGACUGUAUUUCAAGGUGAAUUGAGUGAUUCAACUCUUGUUGCUGUGAAGAGGUUGGAGAGGCCAGGGAGUGGGGAGAAAGAGUUCAGGGCCGAGGUUUCGACAAUUGGGAACAUUCAGCAUGUUAAUCUUGUAAGGCUUAGAGGUUUUUGUUCUGAGAAUGCACAUAGGCUUUUGGUUUAUGAGUUCAUGCAAAACGGUGCAUUGAGUGCUUAUCUGCGCAGGGAAGGGCCUAGUUUGAGCUGGGAUGUUAGGUUUCGAGUUGCAGUUGGAACAGCCAAAGGGAUUGCAUAUUUACAUGAGGAGUGUAGGAACUGCAUUAUACAUUGUGAUAUCAAACCAGAGAAUAUCCUUUUGGAUAGUGGUUUCAAUGCAAAGGUCUCGGAUUUCGGUUUGGCAAAGCUCAUGGGGAGGGAUUUCAGUAGGGUGCUGGCAACCAUGAGGGGUACUUGGGGGUAUGUUGCUCCGGAGUGGAUUUCCGGGGUGGCAAUUACUGCGAAGGCUGAUGUUUAUAGUUAUGGAAUGACAUUGCUUGAACUAAUUGGUGGUCGCCGAAAUAUUGAGACACUGCCAUCUGCUGGUGGUUGUGACAGAGGCAAAGAGAGUGGUUGUGAGAUGGGAGAGAGAUGGUUCUUUCCUCCUUGGGCAGCGCAGCAGAUAAUCGACGGCAAUGUGGCCUCCGUGAUCGAUAAGAAACUUGGAGAUGUAUAUAACAUUGAGGAGGCUAGAAGGGUUAGUUUGGUAGCAGUUUGGUGCAUUCAAGAUGAUGAAGCUAUUAGGCCUACAAUGGAUAUGGUGGUGAAAAUGUUGGAAGGGUUAGUGGAAAUUAGGGAUCCUCCACUGCCGAAUUUGCUACAAGCAUUGGUUACCGGCGAGUCCUUUCAAGGCGUCAAGUCUGAUUCCGGCAAUGAGAUUUCCACCGGCGGAGGCUUAUCCGGCGGAAACUUGGAAGUGUCAAUUGCUGAUUCAGAAUCAUAUGUUGGAGAUGCAUUUCCCUCCCCAAUGGAUGUGAAUGUCAAUGUUGAUGUUAGAUAACAAAGGUUAUGGUAAAUUGUUAAUUAGUCCAACAAGAUCAUAGCAUUUUAAGGUAGUAUACCUCAUCUCUUUCCCUUUUCCUCCUUGUUUGUUUUUUUAGUUACUUCCUAAGGAGAUGAAUUGGAAGAAGAAAGUUGAAAAAGAAAAUGGGAUGUGGAUGUAAAUUAGUUAGUUAACUUUGUUCAUUGAAUCUUACAAUGCUUGGGAUUAGGAUCCUGAAACAUGAAGUGAAUUUUCCAGAUUAUAUAGUGUAGUAAUACUGUAAUAGUUUCAGAUUUUCUUGUUUCAAUUGAGCAGAUAAGCAGAGAUUUUAAAUUUGUCAAAUCAUUUUCAACUUGUAAUUUUAUUGUAACA